Messenger RNA from Lodderomyces oxycetoniae, 1200 nucleotides. It is a transcript of the gene POT1-2, whose product is annotated as Pot1-2p. Gene Ontology annotation, cellular component: peroxisome. Gene Ontology annotation, molecular function: acetyl-CoA C-acyltransferase activity. Bases 1 to 1200 code for a protein of 399 amino acids. The transcript has a single exon. Gene Ontology annotation, biological process: phenylacetate catabolic process; fatty acid beta-oxidation. The record is from RefSeq and is a predicted model, not a curated record. NCBI's taxonomy places the organism in Eukaryota, Fungi, Ascomycota, Pichiomycetes, Serinales, Debaryomycetaceae.
AUGGCCUCUUCAGUUUUGAAAAAGUCAGCUAAGGAUAUAGUCAUAUUACUGGCUUUACGUACCCCAGUCACCAAAUCGGUAAAAGGUGGAUUGGCCCAAUUAUUUCCUGAGGAGCUCCUCUAUCAUAUUUUACGUGGCUCGAUCGAAAAAUCCAAAGUUGAUCUCAAUUUAGUAGAUGAUAUAUUGGUUGGUGCUGUUUUGCAAACCUUGGGAGGUCAAAAAGCUUCGGCGCUAGCUGUUAAAAAAGCGGGGUUCCCUAUAAAGACCACGGUCAAUACUGUGAAUCGACAAUGUGGUUCUUCGGCACAAGCCAUAACUUAUAGCGCAGGCUCUAUACUCAGUGGCGAGAAUCAGUUUGCUAUAGCCGCAGGUGUUGAAUCAAUGACGCAUGAUUAUUUUCCCCACAGAGGUAUUCCUCAAAGAAUAUAUCAACCAUUUUUGGAAAGUGCUGAUGAAGAGGCUAAAAAUGUAUUGAUGCCAAUGGGUCUCACUAGUGAGGCUGUUGCUGAAAAAUUUGGAAUUGGUAGAAAGGAACAAGAUGAAUUUGCAUUACAAUCACAUUUAAAGGCUGCAAAAGCUACUGAAAGCGGCCAUUUUGCCAAGGAGAUUGUUCCAGUUGAAGCUCGUUUGCCCGAAAGUGACAAAACUGUUUUGAUCUCUAAAGAUGACGGUAUACGGGGUAGCUCGACUAUUGAAAAAUUGCUGGCAUUAAAACCUGUUUUCAAAGAAGAUGGAGCAACCACUGCUGGAAACUCAUCGCAAAUCUCAGAUGGUGCAUCAGCUGUAAUUUUAACAACCAGAGAAAAUGCCGAGAAAUUCGGCUACAAACCAAAAGCAAGGUUUAUUGGCUCUGCAGUUGCAGGUGUUCCGUCCGGAUUAAUGGGUAUUGGGCCAUCUGCCGCAAUUCCACAAUUGUUAAAUCGCUUAGGUUUAGCAACAAAAGAUAUCGAUAUCUUUGAGUUAAACGAAGCCUUUGCGUCACAGCUGAUAUACUGUAUCAACAAAUUAGGUUUGGAUAGCAGCAAGGUCAACCCAUAUGGAGGAGCUAUUGCUCUCGGCCAUCCAUUAGGUGCCACUGGUGGUAGAGUUACAGCUACUUUAUUAAAUGGUUUGAGAGCUCAAAAUAAAGAAUUGGGUGUCAUUUCAAUGUGUACUUCCACUGGCCAAGGCUAUGCUGGAUUGUUUGCCAACGAGGAGUAA